Molecule: messenger RNA, 1173 nt
Organism: Dermatophagoides farinae (American house dust mite)
Lineage: Eukaryota; Metazoa; Arthropoda; Arachnida; Sarcoptiformes; Pyroglyphidae
Product: corticotropin-releasing factor-binding protein
Biological process (GO): negative regulation of corticotropin secretion; negative regulation of corticotropin-releasing hormone receptor activity; hormone-mediated signaling pathway
Molecular function (GO): corticotropin-releasing hormone binding
Source: RefSeq, a predicted model, not a curated record
CACAACAACAACAACAACAACACCGGCAACGAUAAUGAUGAUGUUUAUAUUAUAUUCAAUGAUGAUAAUAUUCUCCAUUCCAAAUUCGAAUUGUGAUUUUUGGGAAUUUUUGGAUUAUAUUCCAACACAACCAAAACGUUUAGAUCAAAUGAUGAUAACACAAAAUUCAGAAUAUCCGGUUCCAAGUUAUAUACUUCCAUCUAAAAAAAUUCAUUUCAUAACUGAACCAGGAUAUUAUUCAUUACAAAUGAAUGAAAAAAUGCUUAAUGUAAUUGGUACCAUAAAAAUCUAUUCACAUGAUCCAACAAAAUUGGCUGUUUUCUAUAUUGAACGUAUGAAUGUUUUAUGCCAAACAAAAAAUCCACAUACUUUUGUACGAUGGUUUGAUGGCUGGAAUACUGAAGAGAAUGUUGUUAUACCAUAUGUUAUUGAUCAUCCUGAUGGUUACAUUAAACGUUUUAGCGAUAAUUUUUGUGAAAUGGGUCGUGUAUUUCGAACAUCAUUAAAACGUUAUACAGCCACACAGAAUUUUGCACAAGUUGAUUAUCGUUUCGAGACGUUACAUCAUUAUAUAUUUUCAUUUUUUGUUUAUUUUAAAGAUAAUCCACAACCAUGUCAUGCAUUAAUCAUGGAUACAUUCGAUGUGAAACGAAAAUGUCCAUAUUUUUAUUCAUAUACAUUACAAAAUUAUGGCAAUAAACCAAUGAAUUGUUCAUUAUUUUUAAUGAAACAAGAAACACAAAGAUAUGAAGGUUCAUUUCAUAUACGUUUUUUUCAAGUUGGUGAUCCAAGUAUUUCAAAUGUAAUUCAAAAUGGUGAUAAAGAUCCAUUAACGUGUGCAUCAUUUGCUGAUCAUUUAUAUAUUAAUGGAAAUUCUGGUGCCGGACCUCAUAAAACAAAAGAAUUGGAUUUCUGUAAUCAACAUAAACCUGAAGUGAAUAAAGGUGGAUUUCCAAUAGUCUGUCCAAAUGUUACCAUACGGCUAAUAUCAAGUGGCCAAUUUCAGAAUAAAAUUGUCAUCAGUUAUCUGCCACCAACAACGGAUGAAAUUUGUCGUUGGAAUGAAGAAAAACGUUCGAAUACGGCACGAACAUAUCAUACAUUACGUUGUUGAAUUUUGAAUUUGAAUGAUGAUUUGAUUUGAAUGUGAAACAGAAAAAAAAAUUAAUUUAA